AUGAAACGUCGCUUGCUCACUUUGACAAACCCCGCUCCCACUCAGCCCUGUGCAGUCACUCACUCUGAUGCUCCAUUAACAGAGUUUCGGAAGUGUGUGGAUUUAGGGGUUUCAUCAGAAACUGGUUUGAACCGUGUCGUAAAUGAGGUAGAGACUGAUGAGGAAAGUCUGCCGCUGAACUCUGUCGAUAUUGAAACGGCGUCUCACAGUGCAAGCAAGUCUUUGUCUCAGAAAUGUGUACAGCCUGAAGCUCAUAUGCAGGUUCCUACAUUGGUCCCAUCCCAGUCAUCCACUUUCUCCAGGGACAAUAUUGAAGUUGGUGGGAAAGAAAAGGUGUAUAUCACGUCUUCAGAGGCAGUCAAUCACUUCUACUGCCAACUGGAUAGGGAUUCUCAUUUAUAUGACAAGGUCAACGAAGAUAUUGCAAAACUGUCUGGCCAGCCUCUGUGUGCAGAUCAAACCCUCAGACUCAACAGUCCUUGCCUUGCCAAGGGCCCUGACAAUAAAUGGCACAGAGGUCAAGUCACAGAAAUGUCACCAAAACUUAAAGUGCACUUUUUGGACUUUGGUGAUACUUUGAUAAUGAAUGAAUCUGACGUUCGCCCCUUACCCCCUCAAGCAAGUGUGUCCUUGACUACUCCUGCGUUGGCCAUUCCUCUUGGACUCUCUGGUAUCCCUACAAACGUACCACAGGAAGUCAACCAGUGGUUUGCAGAUCAUGCCAUUGGAGAAGAGUUUAGCAUCUUGGUGGUGGCAAUAGGGGAAAAUGGAAAGUUGAUUGUUGAGCUCUUUGAAGAAUCUGUAAAUGAUAUGAUCAGAAAGAAGAUCGCACAAACGAAACCAACCAGGAUCUCUACUUACAGUAAUCAAACUGACCUGCAACAUGACAGCUCCAAACUGAUGACUAAACCAAAUGAGGUCCCUACAAAAACGACUCCAAGAAAACUCAGUGGACUUAAUACAGAGUGUUCUCCUGAAAGCGGACAGAUGAAUUCAAAAUCCGUCUCUGUUUGCAGUAAUGUGAGCAUGUGCACAUACACAAGGCCAAAUAUGGAUCAAAAGAAAAUCGCAGACGCUUACGCAACCUGCAUUGAUGGACCAAAUUACUUCUGGUGUCAGACAAACACUGAAGAUUUGCUCACAGUGUCGGUGCAUGCAGAAAUGGCUGAGAUUGCACAACAAGAUGUUUCUCUUGGGACACUGAAGCCUGGAAGUCCAUGCCUUGCUCUUUCCUCCAGCGACAACCAGUGGUACAGAGCGCAAGUAAUCCAGACAACAGACCACACGCUCAAGGUUCUAUUUGUUGACUAUGGAAAUGAGUCGAAUGUGGACAUUGGAAAUGCAAGACCUCUUCCAGAGAGUCUACUGAAGGCUGCUCCUCAGGCGUUUUUGUGCUCUUUGAAUGGUUUUGACGAGUCCACAGGCUCCUGGAAUGAUGAAGCUUAUGAUGACUUCUAUAAUCUCUUGGUUGAUAAACCACUUCAAGUCGCAGUCGUCUGUAGUGGAACCAACUCAGAGUUGGCAGUUCCUCAGUAUGCAGUACAAAUCGAGUGUGACGGCACUGACAUCAAUGCUUUGAUGCAGAAAUACUGGAGAUCAUCUUUGAAAGAGCAUGCCAACGAUGCAGUGGCUCAAACUGAAACUUCACUGCAUGACAGUCAAACUGAGGGCAACAUCCCUCAAACUGUUUCCAAAGAAAAUCAUUACACCAGUAUGAUGAGCAGAAAACCCGAAGAGUCAGAAAAACUUACCCUAACAGUGUUUGCCUCUUGUAUUUCAGAACCACACUUCUUCUGGUGUCAGUAUUCUAACUCUGAGAAUCUCAACAAAUUAUCGGAGCUUGCUCAGGAGGCAGGUCGGGCCCAGCAGGACACAGAAUUUCCCGAGACUCUCGGUCCUGGCAGUCCGUGCCUCGCUCUGUUUUCCAGUGACAACAGAUGGUACCGAGCUCAGGUCACUCAGAGAGUCGGUGAUGUUUUCCAUGUUGUGUUCAUCGACUAUGGAAAUGAGGCUGAGGUUGAGAAAAAAAAUGUGAGAGCAGUGCCUGAGAGUCUGCUCGACAUUUCUCCCCAGGCCCUCUUAUGUUGUUUGAGUGGUUUCAACAAAUCUGAGGGCUCAUGGAGUGAUGAAGUUUAUGAAGACUUCUACAGUCUCCUGGUUGAUAAACCACUCAAAAUAACCCUGUUGAGUGUGGCAAAGCAGUCAGAAAACAGUUUCCCUCAACAUUCUGUGGAAGUUGAUUGUGAAGGAGUUCUCGUGAACGCAGCAUUGCAGAAGUACUGGAAACCAGCAGAAGAACAAAGUUUGUCAAAAGAAAAGCUUCCCGCAGAAGAUCUACUCCAGGGCAGUCAAACUCAGUCCAAGGCAACCCAGGAAUGUGUUUCCAAAGAAAAUGUGAACACUGGGAUUUACAAAGAGCCCAGGAUUUCCAGAAAUAUGGCAGUAUAUGCAUCUUGCAUUUCAGAGCCACACUUCUUCUGGUGUCAGCAUACCAACACAGAAGAUCUAAACAAAGUGACCGAGCUUGCUCAGGAGGCAGGACAGGCACAGCAGGACACAAGAUUUCCCGAGACUCUCGGUCCUGGCAGUCCGUGCCUCGCUCUGUUUUCCAGUGACAACAGAUGGUAUCGAGCUCAAGUCAUUCAGAGAGUGGAGGGGGUUUUCCAUGUUGUGUUCAUCGACUAUGGAAAUGAGGUGGAAGUUGGCAUAAACAGUGUGAGAUCUGUGCCUCAGACUUUGCUGGAGAUUGCUCCGUUGGCCUUUCUUUGCGGUCUGAAUGGAUUUGAGAAGUCGAAGGGCUCCUGGGCAGAUGAGGUUUAUGACGAUUUCUACAGUCUUCUUGUGGAUAAAACACUCGGAGUGACCGUGCACACCAUGGAGCAUAAUUCAGAGGCCUCCGUUCCCCAGUACUCUGUUGAUGUUGAGUGUGAAGGAGUGGCUGUGAAUACACUGAUGAGUAAAUACUGGAAAGAACUGGACACCAAAGAAACAUGGAUGGAAAAUCUGAAACCAGCUUCGGAGAACCAGAACAAAACUGGGACUAUGGAGCGCGUUGGAGUUUGAAGUCGCGAAACUGUUCAAUAAAUGAUGAAGGGUGGUGGAGGAGCGAAGUGGCAACAGACUGUGAAUUCGAUGAGCUCAACCCACAUUUGUUCUGAUGGGAACUUUACAAAGAGCUGUCAAAAGUUUCAGUAUAAA
Molecule: messenger RNA, 3198 nt
Organism: Salarias fasciatus (jewelled blenny)
Lineage: Eukaryota; Metazoa; Chordata; Actinopteri; Blenniiformes; Blenniidae
Gene: tdrd6b
Product: tudor domain containing 6b
Exons: 3
Coding region: 1-3063 (1020 amino acids)
Source: RefSeq, a predicted model, not a curated record